CGCACUAUAAGACAUGAUACUAAUACACAGAGUUAUCGGGCAGAACACACUGCAACAUAUCCCAAUGGCAGUAAGAUUUCAGACAGGAAAACGAGAUGAACAGGAGAUGCGGCGUAAACUGGAAGAAGAGUUCAGCUCCUUGGUUAACACUGAAGCUUAUAACAAAUGUGUAACUAUUAUCAACAAUGGAGAGGAAGAAAGUAGAAAACGCGGAUUAACGUACUUUGAUACCAUUUGUGAGAACAUCCUGAACCUAUCAGAACUGCCUUCAACAAUCCGAAUUAUGGAUUUUGGGGGAGGUACAGGAACCCCUAUAUCAGCCAUUUGUAAAACACUCCAAGCUCUCAACAAAGAUGUCAUCGUCAGCGUGGAAGAACCUCAUGUAGAGUCCUUGCAGAAAUACAAGAAAUGCAUCGAGAACUUGGAGAAUGCUACUGUGGAUGUGGCCUUCUCUGGACGGUUCCAGGAUUACUUUGGGAAGUCCGUGGAAGAGCUGAAGUCCAUUGGGGCGUAUCCUGAAGAACAACAGGACAGGGUGCUUGCUUUACAUUCCAUGUAUCAUCUUACACGUUGGUUGGAUGAUUUCUGUGACCCUCAGGAAGACAUCAAACGAGCUGUCUUUGUCAUGUAUACCAUCCUCAAACCCGGGGGAAUGAUAUUAAUACAGAUUAAUAGUGGCGACAUUGCUUUCAUUUGGAACACCGCUGUGCAUUGUUUUAAGAUUUGUUUUCCUAAUGAAGCCGUAAACCUAACGAAGGUAGCGGAGGCUAGAAGUUCUUUGCUAUUUCAAGGGGAAAUUGCCGGUAUUCUGAACGAAUCAUUUCCAACCUUUAAAGCUUCGAUAUGGCACGAGGAGGCGAGAUGUGAUUUCGUGAUUCCGUCGCUGGCAGAAGUUGGUGCCUUGGUCCUGUCCACCUAUUUCCAUGGUUGGGCAGAUGACACUUCCAAAUUUGACCAUCGUAUACUGUCAUUUUGCAUGGACUUCGUCCAGAGAGAGGGCAGCAAGUACGGCCUUUCCCAAGAAGAAGACGGAAUGUGGCGGAUGUCAAAUGUUACACACUUUAUCACUAUUAAGAAAGUCAAAGCUGAUUAGGACUAUUCUUAUCUUUAAAGAAAAAAUUGUGUAAGUAUCAAAGAGUAGGGUUAUUCUUAUUCUUAACCAGGAAGCAAUCAGCACAUUGCAUGGUGUAGGCUACUAGACAUACAUGUAUUAGAUACAUGUUUGGGUUUAUCCUGUUGUGUUCAAUUCUGUUAUGUUUGGUAUUAUUUUUUCAUGCAAAUCAUUACAGAAAGGGUUGCAAAUGCUCAAAAUUAUUUUCAAUUUGUUCUGUAGUUCUAUUUUCUUAAAUGCAUGAUAACACUAUCAUGAUGGUACCUUUUUAUGUAUUUCACAUUGUUCAGAGUUUGUACACGGAGUAAAAUGUGGUAAUAUAAUGUAAAAUGAUAAAGUACACGUUUUCUGGAGGAUAAGGGCAGCUGCAGCGUUCAUAUUGAUAAGAGUUACCAUUGUUUUCUUUGAUGUUAUUCAGUUAAUAUGACAGACUUUUUAUUUACUUUAUAGUGGCAUUAGAAAAGUCAGCUUUAGGACAUACAAACCAG
Molecule: messenger RNA, 1599 nt
Organism: Lingula anatina
Lineage: Eukaryota; Metazoa; Brachiopoda; Lingulata; Lingulida; Lingulidae
Source: RefSeq, a predicted model, not a curated record